GCACUUAUUUCGAGUAUGGCGUGUAGUGACCACGUGUUGUCCUAUGUGAAUUAUAACCUAUUAUAACUACGUUGUCGUUAUACCGUAUCUUGACUUUUUAAAUAAUUAAUCGAGAUUUUUAGAUAUAAUUGCUUGCAAUGUUUGAUAAAAAUUUGUUAAUUUUUUGUGAGCGAAAUGAAAAAUAUAAACAGAGAUUCUCGUCUUCUGGGGAACUUGAUAAACUCGAACCUGACAGAAUUUUGGAAAUAUUAUGUGAAUUUUUGAUGCAACCAGAGUGUAUAAAAGAUGUGGCUGAUUGUUUUCCUGAAUUAUUACCAGCACUUAUUUCAAUGGCGAUACUUGAAAAUGAUAUAUUAUCAUAUCCAUUAAGUGAUAGAAAUAAUAUUCAUAGAUUAAACUGUGUCAUCUUAGGCAUGCUUGUUAAUUUUAAUCAAGAUUUACUAGUAUUUGUUUUACGUUACUUUGAUGUUAAUCCAGCACCAUAUGAGUCUCUCGAUGCAUAUUUUUACUUCAAUGCACCCCCAAAAAAACGAAAUAAAAAACAAUUAUUAUAUAGUAUUUCAGAAGUAUCUGACUAUAACAUUGUUAUUGCAUGUCACAAUAUUUUGCAGUCAGCCGUCAAUUAUUUUGUACGCAAAUGGCAUUGGUUUAAAUUGUACACGUAUUUAACAAAUGCAGAUGACAGAGUGAAGUGGAUUGCCUUGAAAUGCUUAGCAAUAAUUUUGGAUAUGUCAGAAGCAAGAAGACUGUGCCUCGCACAACAAUUCAUUCCAAACUUUGAAAAAUUUCUGACUGAUUAUGAAAACAAGAAUAUAAAUACUCAAAUUGCUUGUGCGAACUUUAAAUCAAUGAAAGAUACAAUUAAGAAUAUUUCAUCUAUUGUAUCUGUUGGUGAUAUUUUGCUACCAAUUUCUAGCAAAAAUCAGACAACUUAUGGUUUAUUACCAGUCACUUCUACAAGAAAAAAUUUACAAAAUCUGGCUAUAGCCGUUGGCUCUAGGAAGUGUAUUUGUUUGCAAGGACCAGUCGGCUGUGGCAAAACCGCUCUGGUGGAAUAUUUAGCUAGAGUUACCGGACAUGAUAUGUCAAACUUUGUCAAAGUACAGUUGGGAGAUCAGACUGACUCGAAGAUGUUAUUGGGAAUGUACAGAUGUACCGAUGUGCCUGGCGAAUUUGUUUGGCAACCGGGUGUUUUGACGCAAGCGGUUGUUGCUGGCAAAUGGUUGCUUUUGGAAGACAUAGAUAGUGCUGCUCUGGACGUGGCCAGCGUUCUUAGUAAUUUAAUAGAAACAGGAACCCUUUGUGUGCCCGGCUAUCGCGAGACUAUUUACACCAACAGUGGAUUCCAGUUGUUUGUCACUCAACAAUUGAUGAUGUCUGCUACAGGCAUUCAGAGACAUGUCACAGGAUCUUCGAGUUUAUUGCAGAAACAUUGGCUGUGUCUAAACGUAGAGCCGCUAUCCAAGAAUGAAUUAGUCACUAUAGUACAAACAAUUUUUCGCCCAUUAAGUACGAUUGCUACUAGAAUAGUGGAUGUGUUCUUGCUGUUUUCCGUAGGAGAUCACGAUGAAAGUAGCGCAAAUGAUGCUACAUUGUCUCUAAAAAUUGGACGCCAGACGUCAACACGUGAUUUGAUAAAGUGGUGUUCCAGAGCUAUCGUCAAUUUUGACGUAUCAUCGCCGGAUUCUGCGUUAAAGAUAUAUCAGGAUGCUUUAGACAUCUUUUGUUGUUCUGUUCCUAAUCAAGUGCAACGAUUAAACUUGGCGAUAGCAGUGGCUGAAAAACUAGGCAUUGUAAAGACCAAAGCGGAAUACUUCUGUGACUUACAUAAGCCUUCUAUAUCUUUGCUUCCUAAUGUUCUAAUAUCGGGCAGAGCAAAGUUAACUCGCAAAAAAGCGGAAUAUGUGACAUUUGAGAGAGACAAUACCAGAUUCUUUUUUACAAGACCUUCCGCAUGCUUGCUAGAGCGCAUAGCCAGCUGUGUCAUGCAAAAGGAACCUGUGCUACUGGUCGGCGAGACUGGUACCGGAAAGACGAGUUCGGUACAAUAUUUGGCGAAAAGUACUGGUUAUAAGCUGACGAUAAUAAAUAUGAACCAGCAGAGCGAAAGUGCGGAUUUAUUAGGCGGCUAUAAACCGGUUGAUUUGAAAUUUUUGAUCCGGCCGAUUCGAGAGGAGUUCGAGUUCAUGUUUCGCAAUUUUUUUGUGGUCGAAUCGCGAAACAAGUUGGUUUUGAAGCAUAUCGGUCUGUUUUACCAAGAACAAAAGUGGAAGUCUCUUAUUGAAGUGAUGAGGCACAUUACGCUCUGCGCUGUGAAAAAAUUGAGAGACAAGUGCAAAAAAUAUUUCGAAGAUGAUCAAGUUACAUUACAGAAAGACGUAUCAAAAUAUUUGGAACAAGAUAAAAAAAUUCGGCAGAAGUAUAUCAAUGAUAACGAGGCUCAAAUCAAAAUAGACAUGCUACGAAAAUGGGAGAGAAUGCAGGAAAAAUUAGAUAAGCUGAGAGUUCAAGUGAAGAACGCGCUGGCCUUUUCGUUUAUAGAAGGCAGUUUGAUCAAAGCUUUGCGUAAUGGCUAUUGGGUUCUCCUGGAUGAGAUCAAUCUGGCGAACGCGGAGACGCUGCAAUGCCUUUCUGGUUUGCUGGAGGGUUCCUCGGAAUCACUGCCGUUGCUUGAACGCGGAGAUGAAGAGCCUGUGAAGAGACAUCCCGACUUCACGAUAUUUGCCUGUAUGAAUCCGGCCACAGAUGUCGGCAAGAAAGACCUGCCGGUUGGCCUGAGAAACCGAUUCACCGAAUUCUACAUCGACGAGUUGAUCCAAAAGCCAGAUCUUCGAUUGCUGGUGAGUUCUUAUUUAGAGAGCCAGAAUCUGUCAUUGAAUAUACAUGAGGCAAUCGUAAAUUUCUACUUGAAUGUGAGGGAACAAGCUAUAAGUACGCUGUUCGACGGCACAGCACACAAACCGCAUUAUAGUUUGAGGACGCUGUGUCGCGCACUGUACAUCUCCGCAUCAAAUCCUUGCGGCAACAGCUUGAGGUCCCUCUAUGAAGCAUUCUCUCUAAGUUUCUUAACGCAGUUGGACUACAACUCGUAUCCGAUCGUGCAGAAAAUGAUCGUGAAGGCUAUCCUGAAUAAUAAGAACGUCAAAGCAAUCCUUAACACUCCCAUUUCGAAGCCACAAUGUCCUGGAGAAGAGUACAUCCAGGUCGAAGGUUAUUGGGUUCCGCAAGGACACUUAACGCCUGAAACACCUAGCAACUACAUACUAACUGAUUCUGUUCGAAGAAAUUUGAAGGACUUGGUAAGAGUGGUGUCAAUUGGUAAAAUUCCAGUUUUACUACAAGGCGACACGUCGGUGGGAAAGACUAGUUUGAUCACAUAUUUGGCGAAAAUCACGGGACACGUUUGUGUUCGAAUAAACAAUCACGAGCAUACAGAUUUACAAGAGUACAUCGGGAGUUACAUGGCGGACGAGACUGGAAAAUUGGUGUUUAAGGAAGGUAUUUUAGUUGAUGCGAUGCGCAAAGGACACUGGAUUAUUUUGGAUGAGUUAAAUUUAGCCCCGAGCGACGUCCUGGAGGCUUUAAAUCGAGUUCUGGACGACAAUAGAGAAUUAUUCAUACCUGAGACGCAUGAAGUUGUGAAAGCGCAUAGAUAUUUUAUGCUGUUUGCGACGCAGAAUCCUCCCGGACUUUACGGCGGUCGAAAAAUUUUAUCUCGUGCGUUCAGAAAUCGAUUUGUAGAAUUACAUUUCGAUGAGAUACCACCGAACGAACUGCAGAUAAUACUCGGCAAAAGAUGCAGCAUGCCCGAAUCGUAUUGCAAGGAAAUAAUUAACGUGAUGACGGAUCUUCAGAUAAGGCGUAAAAGUACAGCGGCUUUUGCUGGCAAAAAAGGAUUUAUAACGUUGCGAGAUCUGUUUCGUUGGGGCGAGAGAUAUAGACUGGCGGACGACGUGGGCAAACUGUACGAUUGGCGUCAACAUCUAGCGGACGAGGGCUACCUCGUUCUCGCGGCUAAAGUUCGCAAAGCGGAAGAAGCGGACCAAAUAAGACAAGUGAUAAAAAAGCAUUUGAAGAGAGACGUGGAUCCUGAUAGCUUGUUCACUUUGAACGAUAAGACUUCACCUGUAACGAGGCAUAUAUUGGAGAAAAUUUUGAACAACAGCGUCCCAGGCUUCGACCAUAUUGUGUGGACUUAUCAUAUGCGCAGAAUGGCGGUAUUAGUGAAAAAAUCCUGUCAAUUCAAGGAGCCGGUGUUGCUAGUCGGAGAGACUGGCGGAGGCAAAACUACAAUCUGUCAGCUUAUUGCCGCUAUUAAUGGACAAACUAUGCAUAGCGUGAACAGCCACAUGCAUACCGAGUCGUCCGAUUUCCUGGGAAAUCUGCGACCCGUGCGAGAACAUGUUGAGGAUGAUCAACGACUCUUUGAAUGGGUGGACGGCCCUCUGAUAAACGCUAUGCGCAACGGCGAUCUAUUCUUAGCCGAUGAAAUUUCGCUGGCUGACGAUAGCGUUUUGGAGAGAUUAAAUUCAUUAUUGGAACCGGAGCGAAGUCUUUUGUUGGCUGAGAAAGGGAUAGAUAGUUCGCAUGAUGAUGAGAACACCGUGAUUGUAGCGGAUGAGAAAUUUGUGUUCAUCGGCACAAUGAAUCCCGGCGGAGAUUACGGUAAAAAGGAGCUUUCGCCGGCCUUGCGGAACCGCUUCACGGAGAUAUGGUGCGAGGGAUGUAUGACUAAGAAUGACUUGCAUGAUAUAAUAGUGCACAAUCUUCGCAUAGAUUCUCAAACUACAAAGGAGGCCAUUGCCACUGCAAUCUUGAGAUUUACCGAAUGGCUGCACACCACCGAAGUGGGCAAAAAGCUCGUCGUAAGCAUACGAGAUAUGCUCACUUGGGUCGAUUUCAUAAAUAGGUGCACUUGCAGCGCGGUCUUGUCAAAACUCACAAUUGCAGAAGUCUAUUAUCACGGUGCUUGUCUCACGUAUAUCGAUAGUCUUGGAUCUGGCUCUACAAGUUCAGAGAACGUUAAUAAAUUGAAGAACUUUGCAGAAGCUGCUAUUCGAUUUAUUAAAUCAGUGAGUGAAGAUACAAUAAAAACUGAGUUUAAUAUAGAGACUUUUGUCGUGAAGGAAAAAGUUGAAAAUGCUUUGAAUGUAUUUGGAGUGCCACCAUUUUACAUCGAAAAAGGCCCGCUUUGCCAAGAUUGCGAAUUUACAUUCACGACUCCCACUACAAAACUAAAUACGUUAAAACUGCUAAGAGCGUUGCAGCUGAAUAAACCGAUUUUGUUGGAAGGAAGUCCGGGUGUAGGGAAAACCAGUCUUGUUUCUGCUCUAGCAAAAGCUUCAGGACACACUUUGCUUAGAAUCAAUUUAAGCGAUCAAACGGACAUAUCCGACCUGUUUGGUGCCGAUCUCCCCGUAGAAAACGGGAAAGGCGGUGAAUUUGCAUGGCGAGAUGGACCAUUUUUGCGAGCUUUACGAGCGGGACAUUGGAUUCUAUUGGAUGAGUUGAACUUGGCAUCUCAAUCGGUCUUGGAAGGUCUCAACGCGUGCUUUGAUCAAAGAGGAGAGAUAUACAUUCCCGAAUUGGCGAAGACUUUCUUAGUUAAGCCAGGCACAAGAUUGUUUGGCUGUCAGAAUCCUCUGCGCCAAGGAGGGGCCAGGCGAGGAUUACCGAAGUCCUUUUUAAAUAGAUUCACUCAGAUUUCUGUAGAUGCAUUAAUGGAGGACGAUUUAAAAUUUAUACUUAAUCUGCAAUUUCCACAACUUUCUGCGGCUUUGAUAAAAAAUAUGGUACAGUUCAACAACAAAUUAGCCUCAGAAGCUGGAUUUGUAUGGGGACAUGCUGGAUCGCCUUGGGAAAUGAAUUUACGAGAUAUUACUCGCUGGUGUGAAAUGACUAUUCAAGCUGCUGCUAACAAAUUUUGCAGCAAUAAACAAUAUUUUAAUCCGGGUGACACUGUGGAGCUUAUUUAUGUUAAUAGAAUGAGAACUAAUGAAGACCGGCAAAAAAUCUAUCGAAUAUACAAAGAAAUGUUCUCGCUUGAGGAAUAUCCACUCCCACCUAAUCAGUUGCCCAUGCAUAUCACGGCGGACAAACUUUUUAUUGGCGAUGUGACGUUAGACCGGAAAAAUUGCAGUACACACGAAGACUGCAAUUUAUUAGUGCUCAGAGAUCAGAAAACUGCAUUGAAAAGUCUCAUGCAAUGCGUCAAAAUGAAUUGGAUGUCUAUACUUGUCGGUGGUCCUGGUUGCGGAAAGAGCAACGUGGUUCGUUUACUUGCUACUUUGACGGGGCAGAAACUGAAGUCAAUAGCUGUGAAUUCUGCGAUAGACACGACGGAAAUAUUAGGUGGCUUCGAACAGACGGACUACAAUCGGCAUUUGGAGCAAUUAUUCGAGCGCAUGGCGACUCUGCUUAUCGACAGUUUGCAAAUGAAGAUAACUGUCGAGAAAUUGGAUCAAGUUGCCAAGCUUCAUGAACAUCUGGAACAAGUACGACACCUAUUCGACGAAAACGUCGCCGGCAGAACAAUGGCCGCGGAAACCAAGCUGUUCUUACAUAAAAUCGAGGAAAUGUCGAAGUUAGUUUCGACGAUGAAGCUCUGGAUACCUUCUCACAAGUCGGAACUGCAAGAUAUCGAGUCGGGAUUGCGGAAUUUGUCGAGUUUCGUCAAGAAGGACGAUUGCCUAAAUGCAGGCGGAAAGUUCGAAUGGGUGGACAGUGUAUUAGUAAAGUGCUUGCAAGAUGGUACUUGGCUGCUCAUCGACCAGGUUAAUCUAUGCAGCCCCGCUGUAUUAGACAGGCUUAAUGGCCUGUUGGAGCCAAACGGUGUUCUUAGUAUCGGCGAACGAGGUGUUGAUAGCGAAGGCAAUGUCGUUACUAUUAAACCGCACGAAAACUUCCGUCUAUUUCUAACCAUGGAUCCCCGAUACGGUGACAUUUCCAGGGCUAUGCGUAACAGAGGCGUCGAGAUUUACAUGCUCGGUCCGAAGGAGAACAUGGAUUACAACGCGAUCGAUCUCAAAUCUCUGCUGUUUAACGCCGGCAUCGCAAGAUCGGCAUAUCGCGAUGUGUUACUUGAGAUCCACAACAUGAUGUCGGAGGAAAUCGUCGCUGCGGAUCGGAUCAGCACGAUCGAUCUGUUGCACGCCGCGUUCUUAGUGAAGCGGCGAUUGCUGCGAGGAUUCUCCGCGGAGCAAUCGAUCAGGAACGCGUGUAUUGAUGUCUACGUCAAAGCCAAAUUGACGCGAGAUCCGCGAUUUAAGGAACAACUGAUUUCUCUGAUCGAUGAAAUCAUCGAACGACACAUCACGCACGACGAAGAAAUUUCGGUGAUCGAUUUGGACGCCGCUACAUGGAACGUGAAAAAUCUGCAAGACAAUUCGAAGCUCACUAUAAUCAGACAGCAAGGUUUAUUGUUGAACGCGGCUGUGAAAAUGCACGAAUUGCGUCUAAAAUCUAAUUCGAAUGAUAUUAGAAAUACCAUGACAACUAAGUUGUUAAAUGAUUUCUGCGGUUUUACAGAGAAUUUUUACGACCAUUUUGUGUUAAAUAUCGACGUAGCUGACGUAUUGCCAUAUUUUCUGUUACAUUUUUACGAACAAUCUUCGCUAGAUGAUGCGUCACUGAGAAGCGCGUGGCUUUCAAAGAUGCUACGAGAAAAUGCAAUAUUUAACGUAUUUGAAAAACACAGUUCGUUAAUGAUGAACUUAAUCGUGCUAUUUCGCUUCCGAUCUGCAAAUGUGGAAAGUUCGCUGCCCUGGGAUUUGCAGCAACUCGUUGGGAACACGAUAUAUGAUGAGAACGAGACUGCUUACAGCGACGCGAAUAAAUUGGCACUAUUGCUGUACACAUACAGUAUGAUAUUUGAAAAUAAUAGGGUGCUAAUGAAAGCGUCGGAAAUAUUGGAGAACGAAAAUUUGAUAUCUGUCAGAAAAUACUGCAGCACUGUAGAUGAAGGUACAUUGCUUUGGCAAUUAGGCGACAAGCCGCUUAUAAGGAAAUUCACACAAUUGCUUGUGUACGUGAAUUCCUGCAUCGAGACGAUUCUACGAGACGACAGUGUAAGCAUAAAUGUCGAAGAGUACGUCGAGCUGAGGAAAGAAUUGAAGUGGCUUGCGAGAUUUGAAAGGCUGGGUGAAAUGACGCUCGUAGACAAGUCAAAUAAAUCCAAGGGCGUGUUCACGAACCUCGAGCAGAUCUCUUCGCUGUUGUUAGUGCACUACAAGUGGCUGUUGAAAUUCCUACGCAAACUGUUCGCAAGAAAGAGGUCUUCGAGCGAGAAGAUAACUUGCGAGAUCGAGCUGUUGUCGGAAGUUUUGAACAAUCUAAACAACCAAUUGAUAACGAUUCACGAUCCUAUGAAAAAGAUAGCGAAGAGGAUUAAGAAACACCUGAGACUCCCGCCGCCCCAUUCUACAGAGCUCUGCAUGCAGGUGCACUCAAGACUGAGAAAAUUAACAAAAGAUUUCAGUGUGAAGGACGAAGGUGUGAGUGUCCUGAAGCGAGAGCUCAAGCUCGUGUCCGUGCAGCUGAAGGAUGCGCCGGCGAUGCGAUAUCAAAUGAUCUCUCUGUGGAGCGACGUUUACUCCGAGGAAAUAAUCGGCGACGAGACCGCGGAAGCAGCUCUGCAGACUAUUCUCGAGGUGGAGCGAUUCUGCGACGACAGCCACAUUCGUCUGCGAGUGCCUGCGGAAAUCGAGAGCGUUCUGAGCAGAGUACGCUCACUUCCGGCAAAGGAAAUGACGCAGCUGAACGUAAGGAUACAGCUGUGGCCGAUCUACGAGUACGUGUUUCUGUCGCUCGCCGGCGUUCUUCAGUGUGAGAUAUAUGAGGAUGCGGAAACGACUUCCGCUGUCACGGUGGCGGGAUGCCUCGCGAGGUUCGCGGAUGUGCCCGGUAUACCGAGCGAUCUGAUGGGUCUGUUGAGCGCGAUGACUCGAGUGGAUGUCACGCUAGAAGAAAAGUACUUGCUGCUGCCGGAAUUGUUCUACCGGCUUGCGCAAUUCGUCCAGCAGUCUUACGCCAUCAAGGAUACGAGUUGUCUUUUGCACUGGAGCGGUGUGACGGAGGAUGCGGAGGAAUCGGUAACUUCUUACGUUCAACCCAAGAUGGAAUGUUACUUCGAUGGACCCAUCCUCUUGAAUCUAAUACUGCAGUUAAUGUUGCGCAAAACAAAUCGAGAGAAGGAGAAGAAUGCUCUCUCCACGGUCGCGCUCGGAACAUACGCGGCGCAAACGGAUCAACUGCAGUUACUGAGCGAGAUCUUAUGGCGCAACAGUGUUUCGUUAACAAGCAAACGAUACGAUUUGGCCAGCAACGAUGUAGCAACGUUGACGUUUUAUUUAGACUUGUACUUGUCUGCGAUCGACAGAGUGAACGACAGGCAUGACAUUCGCAAUCUGAUUACGAUUAUACAGAGACAAGGCAAUAACGCGACAACAAUAGAACAGAAGUUGCAACUCGAUUAUUUGCAACCGGUGGAGGAACUGCGUGAAGCAUACGAAGAAAUAAAUACCAUUGACGAGAAGAAUGUCGGCGAAGAGGAACGUGUUCUUCGGCGAGGGAAAGCGUGGAUGUUGCUCGGUUAUAUUCAGUCGUCGGUUUUUGGAAAUUUAGAUCUGAUCGAUCCCGUACACAAAGUGCAGCUGAAGCUUGAAUACCUCGAAGAGGACAUUGCCGAUUACAAAAAAGCAAUAUACGUCGCAAUGUUGCAGAGUCGCGUUCUAGGAAUAUCAGCCGAUGACCAACACCUUCAUCCGAGAAUCGCCGCCAUGCAAAAUUACGCGAAGCGCUUGCAUCAGUCGCGUUGCGUCAAACAAUUGAGAUAUUCGGGGGCGUUCAGAUCACCGCUCGUCGACUUCGCCUCGCUUAGAACGGACAGUGUCAAUUUCAGGAACAAUGUGGGUUCUUACAAAGUCAUGAAGAAACAAAUGAACAACUUGUGCACGAUCGCGUACGAAAUCCAUUCAGGACGUUACACAACAGACGUUCAGACGAAUUUGCAAGAAGCGGAAAUCUGGAGCUUGUCGAUUCAGCGAUUCGCCGAGCAGAUCGAGACGAAGUAUCUGUCGGGUUUCCCGGACUUGGUUCUUCCGCUGCUGACGGCUCUGGCUCAACUGAAUCACGGCGUUCGCAUUCUGAUUAACGAAAUCCGGCGACUGACGUCACUACAAAAUCUCCGUAGAAGCGGAGUGACCGAUCUCGAUUCUUUGAUUUACAAUCUAAUUCGUUUCCCGACAAUCGGCCGACAGCAGGAGAAUCUUUUGAGCCUAAGCAGUUUGUGCGUUUCGGAAAACACGAGGAGUCUAAUUAGCAAAAGCUUUUGUCAGACGGACGCGUUUGUCAGAAUGCAGGAACAGUUCCGGAUAUUCAAGUCGGGUCUGUACGAGCUGCACAAUCACGUGAUUCUCAACAAAAAUCUAACCAAAUCACUAUGGCGGAACGUGAACGAGCUGCUGCAGCAGAUGGUUCUCAUCUGGAAACAACAGCAACAGGAAGAGGAAAAGCGUGUCGCGGAAAGAGACAGUCUGUACAAGAACAAGACUGAAAGUUGCGGCGACACGCUGACGGAAGAAGAGGAGCUCGCUCUGGAAGUCCGCAAGUUGUUCCCCACGCAUCGUGAAAAGGACUUUCACGAUGUCGAAGACAGUUCGAAGGCUUCCCUCGGCCGGAAGAACGCGUCGCCGGAGUCGUGCGAGGCGAAUUUCAGCUUCAGCGGUCUCAUCACCAAGGACGACAUCGCGGAAAUCCAGCAGAUCCACUCGAACAUCGUCACGUCCUUCAUCGCGUCCAAGUGGAUGUGCAACAGUCCCGCCUCGACGACCUCGACAAACUACGUCGGACCUCUGAUUCAAAGGUACAACACGGUGCACGCGAUGCUCGACGAUGUACUGCCGAGUCUAAGCGGCAAAGUCGCGAUCAAAUUGUACAACAGCCUGAGCCUGCUGGUCGCCUUGGGACUGCAAACAAAUCGGGAAACGAGCACGGGUCGCGUCUCGUGGGAAAAUUGCGGCGGGCGCGCAAAAGCGUACAAUUUUUACAAGGAUUGCGACGCGGAGGAAGUGAAGCAGUGCCUGCCACUGUGCGAGAACAUCCUGAAUCGCACCGAUCAGCUGCUGGAGGAGUGGCCGGACCAUCCGACGCUGCGAUCAAUACGGUGUAUAAUAGAUAGACUCUACACGUUCCCGAUCACCUCGCCCGUCUCCAGAUUUCUCACCGGUCUGGAGUUGCUGCACGCCAAGGUGCACGAGUGGGAACAGAACGCACACAGAGGCGUCAGUAUGAUGGAUCACGUAUCGGCGUUGACGCAACAGAUAAUAUCGUGGAGGAAGCUGGAGCUGUCAUCCUGGAAGGGCUGCCUGGACGCGACGUACGAAGAUCUCAGAUCGGACACGUCCAAGUGGUGGUUCUUCUUGUACGCGCUGGUCGAGAGUUACAUCACGAGGUCCACGAAGGACGACGCCGAGCUCUUCACUAGACAGAAGCUGAUCGAAUCGCUGGAGCGUUUCAUGAACGAGUCGUCUCUCGUCGAGUUCGAGUCACGGUUGAAUCUCUUAUUGACCUUCCACUGUCACGUGUAUUACUUCGAGGACAGUGACGACAGGAACGAGCUCUCGGCUAUAUUAUGGAACAUGUACAAUUAUUACAAACAGUUCGUGGACGACGUAAACGCGCGGAUCGCCGCUUUGAAGGCGCCCAUCGAGAGGAAGCUGAAGGACUUUGUCAAGAUUGCGCGAUGGAAUGACUUCAACUACUGGGCGGUGAAAGAAGCGGUCGAGAAGACGCACCGCAGCCUGCACAAGUUUGUAAAGGAAUUCCAAGACGUGCUCAAGCAAAAUGUGUCUUCUUGCUUGAUCGUAAAAUCAGGCUCUUACGUCGCGGAGAUUAGCAAGGACGAUCAGAAUCACCGAAAAUACGCGAUAAGCCCUGAAGACUUUACUGUAACGAAACUUUCACAAUUUACGGACGUGAAAACGCUGUUCACAAGCGGACUCGUCGUCAAAGCGGAAGCGCUGUUGACGAAAGCCAAGCAGUUGUGCAAGAAGAUAAUCCUAAUAAGUUCUUAUCCGUACAUUCGCUCAGAGCUCGAGCACUUGCAGAAGUCGCAGGCGAAGAGCAUCCUGCCAAAGAAGAUGACGCUCGCUAAUUACUUUAAGACGCUGACGCGCAUGGGCGUAUCCUAUCGCACUGGCGUGCUGACGCUGAAGAACAGCGCGGACAAGGUGAUAGACUUCACUGUGUCACCCUUGGAUCUGUCCGCGAUCGACCGGUACUUCAGGCUGAAGAAGAUCGAUCAGCACGCACUGCUGCAGUGGCAGGGCUGCGAGAAAUAUUACUACAAGUCGCUCAUCAGGCUGAAUGCUCUCAACGCGAUGCUCAACACAAGCCGGACCGACCUCGGACUGCAGAACAUAGAACGUUGUCGAGGAUAUUCCGCGCACAUGAUGCUGAUGGCGCACCGACAGAAAACGACGAUUGUCCAGUCGUUCGAUCGAUUCUCCUCGCUUCGCGUGCAGAUUUCAAAUCUGUCCGAGACGCGCGAGCAGGAUUCGAGUGUCUCGAAGCAACGCGAGGGCCGAGAGUGCGCCGAGGGCCUGAAGACGUUGCUCAUCACGCUGGAGACCGGAUUUGAGCAGUUGCUGCUGUUUCUGCAAUGCUGCCCCGCGGAAUCGCCGUCUGAACCGAACAGAGCUGUGCUCACGUUGAACACGAACGCGCUUCCCGUAAUCGCCGCCUCUCGAAACGACGAAGUUUGGAGAAAUGCGAACGUCCUGCUGAAGGACAGCCUGGAUUGCAUACAAGUGAUCGCGAAACGCUUCCAUGCCUUAUUUGUGCCGUUCCAAGUGCUAUCGGCGGAUUAUUCCGAACAUUCCAUCCGUGCUUCGUUCUUAAGUUCGAAGCACUUCGAAUUAUUGGCGGAAUGCUGCGCGACGAUCGAAGUUCUGAGAAAACGGUCUAAAGAAUUGGAACAGUUAUUUAAGAAUGCGGAUGUUGCGCAUCCUAUCUGCGAACAUAUAGUGUUCUUAGACGCGAAGAUGGAAUGCUUCCUUCGUAAUUAUGAAAAAUUGCGAAGGCUCGCGGAAAUCGAGAGUGGGAAGCAAUUAAAAGAGAAUGAUAACGAUAUCAAACAGUAUGAGUUAGCUCUAGAACAAUUAAUAAGCACGAUAUUACUUGUCAUACAGAAGAAAUAUAAAAAUCACAUUAAUUUGAACGACGACGUGACACAUUCAAAUGAACAGUUGAAUAAUAAUGAAAAUGAUAAUGAUAACGAGGAGGAAGAAAUCGAAGAAAACCAAAUGAGCGAGAAACUUGUUGAAUUCCUUGAAAAGGAUAUAACCGAAUUGAAGUUGUCUACAAUAUCCGAAUCAUUUUCCAAUCUUUUGCUAUCGUUGAAUCAAUUCGACCUACAAUCAGCGAAUUAUUGUAUCAGAUUGCUCCUAAAAUGUUUGCCACUGCUGGAACAAUAUAUUUUGCUCGCCCAGUUUUAUUUAAACGAGCAAGUGGCAUCGUUUCGCAUUACAUGCAAAAUGCUGUAUUUGCAAUUGAGUGUCUUCUUAGACCUGGCUGCAAAUGGAUUCUGUGUGCCAAAGGAUUUAGAUCUCGAGGAGGGCGAGACGGACGAAUCAGGCGAGAAGACGGAGAAGGGCGGGAUGGGUUUAGCCGAUGGCGAAGGAACAAAGGACGUCUCCGACAGAAUAGAAUCCGAGGAUCAGCUUGAGGAAGCGAAACCCGCCGGUCAGGAGCAGGAAAAACAAGAUGAUAAAACUUGCAAGGAAGAGGAGAAGGGCAUCGAUAUGUCCGAGGAUUUCGACAGCAAGCUUCAAGAUAUGGAGAAGGGCGACGAAGAUGAAGAACAGAGCGACAAUGACGAAGAGAACGAUCUGGACAAGGAAAUGGGAGAGACGGGCGAAGGCGCGGAGCAGUUAGACAAGGAAAUAUGGAAUGACGAUGAGGAGGAAUCGGAAGAGGAUGACCAACAGCCGGAAAAUGAUGAGGACGAAAAAGAGGGCACGGGCGAGCAAAUCGGUGAGAAGGAAAUGGGCGCGAAGAAUGACGAAGACAAGAAGAAGCAGCACGACGAUAACGACACGGAUCGCGAGGAAAGUCAAGAGGAAAAUAAAAAAGAAAUAAACGAACUAGAGGAACCCGAAGUGGAUGAAGACCAAAUUAAUCCUUAUCACGGCAAGUUCCAGCCCCCACCGGAACCCGAACCGCUCGAGUUGCCGGAAGACAUAAAUUUGGACGAUGAGGAAGGCAAGGAAAACAACGGCGGCGAAGAGGAGAAUCCAUUCGACAUCGAUGAGAUGAAAGAUUCACACCCGCCGCCGGAGAAGCAGCAAGAUACGGAAGUUGAAAAGGAAGCUGACGGGAAUAAAGAAAACGAUGAGGAAGAUUCUAGCGAAGAUGAGGAUGGAAAUAUGAACACGGACGGACAAGAAACACGGGAAGAACCGGAAGGCGAUAACGAAAAGGAAGAGAAAAGUGGGGAGGGCGCGGAAGCCGAGAACAAAGACGAGGAACAGAAUCAGGAUGAAGAGGAGAAGCUGCAGGAAAAGGCGGCGCCGAGUGCAAAUGAUGCGAGCGAGCAAAUGGAUGCUGCGCAACAAGUUGAGGAAGCUGCAGAAGGUUCGCGGGACACGGUGGCGCAACAGCCGGACGCGAAGAAUCAACAGGAAGCAUCGGCCGAGAACACUCAAGAGGACAGCAGCGACAAAGGCAGCGGCCAAUCGCAGUCGGUGCAGCAAGAAAGCGGACAUAGCGGUUCGUCCAAGCAGGAGACCGUGUCAGCUCCGAAGAGAAACGCGAUGUCGAAACCGAACGAAAAGAGGAAGAAUCCGGGCGAGAGCAGCGAGGAUCGCAGUUUGCUGGACAGAUUUGAGCCCUCGCUGAAGAAACUGAAGACCAUCUACACGCAGGACGAAGUAUCGAAGAAUGAAAAGGAAGAUGAUUCGGGUAACGCUGAUGGCAACGAGGCCGAGAUGGCUCAGCACAUCAAGGAUUCCGAAAGAUUCGAUGAUUACACGCUGGACGCCGCGACGGAGGAUCAGGCCAAGCAACAAGCUUCCACGGAAAAAGAAGAAGAAAGUCAGGCGGAGAAAAAGGAUGACACCAUGGACGUGGAGAUGCACGAAGACGAGAAGAGCGAUAAGAUGGAUGAUAAAGUAAUCGAGCAGAAGCCCGAGAAGAUUUCGGAGGCUGUGGACAACAAACGCAAGAAGGAUUCCGAUGGGAAAAGGAACAACGCGGAGGACAGUCAGAUAGAGACAGUGGAGCUCGAAGGAGAAACAGUGGAAACUAUGCACGUGCAGAGAGGAAAUGAGUCUACAUUUCACACGAUGGAGAGGAACUUGGAAGAGAACGAUCCUGAUUCGAAUUAUGUGGAAAGGAAUCGAUUCGAGGUGGAAAAGAUGCUACGAGAAUGGACGCAGACGCCGUCCACGGAGGAAGCCGCUGCUGCGUGGAAUUGUCUGUGCUCGGUCACAGACGCUGCGGCUAGAGACUUGUCGGAGAAAUUAAGACUGAUUUUGGAGCCCACGCAGGCAUCGAGGCUGAAAGGCGAUUACAAGACGGGUAAACGCAUCAACAUGCGGAAGAUCAUUCCCUACAUAGCCAGCCAAUUUCGCAAGGAUAAGAUCUGGCUUAGGCGCACAAAGCCCUCCAAACGCGACUAUCAGAUUGUCCUCGCGCUGGACGACUCCCUCAGCAUGGCGGAUACUCAGUCCGCGGAAUUAACCUUCGAAUCUUUAUCGUUAAUUAGCAAAGCUAUGACGUAUCUGGAAGUGGGGCAAUUUAGUGUCGUAAACUUCGGAGAAGAUGUAAAGAUGCUGCAUCCUUUUGGGGAGGCUUUUACCGAACAAUCUGGAUCUAGGCUAAUACAAGAAAUGAGAUUUGAUCAAAGGAAGACGCGGGUCGAUCAAUUAGUCAAUUUUACAGUGGAUAUGUUUGAAGGUCAACAUACUACAUCCGAUAAUGCUAAGUUACUGGUAGUGCUGUCGGAUGGCAGAAAUAUAUUUGCAGAAGGAAUGACAAAAGUGAUUCGUGCCGUGAGAAGAGCUAGACUAGUGGAUAUCUUUUUAGUCUUUGUAAUAAUGGAUAAUCCAAAAAGUCAGUAUUCCAUACUGGAUGUUCGUACGCCUGUAUUUAAUGAAGAGGGAAAGUUCUUAGAACUUCGAUCAUAUAUGGAUUCUUUUCCAUUUCCAUUCUACAUAAUUCUUAGGGAUAUAAACACGUUACCAGGUGUUCUGAGCGAUGCUUUACGUCAAUGGUUUGAAGUUGUUGGAAAAAUUGAUACUUAAGUAGAAGUUCUAGAUGCAUAUUGUAAUGCACACUAGAAAAAUAAAUAAGAAUAGAAUGGAUGUUAUUUUUUACUAAUGAACAUAAUUGGCCAUUAAAAAGUUGUUUCAGAAAUUUAUAUGUAUUUAUUGUAUUCACGUAUUAAUUCUUAAUUAUU
Messenger RNA from Linepithema humile (Argentine ant), 16456 nucleotides. The record is from RefSeq and is a predicted model, not a curated record. Lineage: Eukaryota; Metazoa; Arthropoda; Insecta; Hymenoptera; Formicidae.